UUCAAAACGGGUAGAAAUAGUCAAGCAAAAGUAUUUUGAAAAUGAGCGUAGAUGGUCUUUAGUCUAAAUUCACUUUAUUAGUUCUGCCAAUAUAAGUUAAAGUUAUAUACAAAUUCGUUUUUGUUUAUUAAUUUUGAUCAAUUUUAAAGAGCAAACAUGGCAAGCACAUCAACGUCAAAGCCUCAGAAAAUACCUAAAGUUGCAAAGGUUAAAAACAAGACACCAGCAGAAAUACAAAUAACUGCCGAACAACUAUUGAGGGAAGCAAAAGAGAGAGACUUGGAAAUUUUGCCACCACCUCCUAAGCAAAAGAUAUCUGAUCCUGAAGAGCUUGCUGAAUAUCAACUUAGAAAACGAAAG
Messenger RNA from Parasteatoda tepidariorum (common house spider), 360 nucleotides. The record is from RefSeq and is a predicted model, not a curated record. Lineage: Eukaryota; Metazoa; Arthropoda; Arachnida; Araneae; Theridiidae.